Penicillium oxalicum is the source of this 1329-nucleotide messenger RNA. RefSeq names its product UBX domain-containing protein. Bases 1 to 1329 code for a protein of 442 amino acids. Gene Ontology annotation, molecular function: protein binding. The record is from RefSeq and is a predicted model, not a curated record. Lineage: Eukaryota; Fungi; Ascomycota; Eurotiomycetes; Eurotiales; Aspergillaceae. The transcript has 5 exons.
AUGACUGUCUUCUUUGAAGGAUCCUUGCAAGAUGGAAUUGCCCAGGCAGUUCGUGACUCUAAAGCAGUAGUCUGCUUUGUCCGAGAUAACGCCCCUUUGAGCUCAACCUGGGAGGAUGAAUACUUCAAAGAUGAUGAGGUCGCGCAGUUACUUCGCCAUGGAUCCGUCACUCUACGCCUCACAGCAGGAAGCCAAGAGGCAGGCUUCCUCAGUUCAUUCUGCCCAAUUGCAGAGUUUCCUGCAGUAAUUGUGAUCAAGAAUGGCAAACUUGAGGAGUACUUGCUGCCUGGCAUAUCGAAGGAAGCCUUCAAAGACCGGCUGACUACGGUAUUACAUGAACGGAAAGGUUCUCAGCCAACAACGUCUUCAGUACAACAACACACGGCUAUCCCAGCUGCUGCUAAUCAUCACUCGUCUCCUGUUUCCUCCACUACAUCGCCAAUCUCGACCAAAUCGGCGCCAAGACAAUCAUCGAGCGAAGCAAGUCCUUCUUCACCGGGCUCUACUUCGCAGACAUUGCAGCCGGCGAAGGGCUCGCAUGCGCAGCAGUCAAAUCCAGCCAAAUUCGAUGAUCCACCAGCUCCAAUGUCCCAGCCGGUAAAGCAGGAAAAAAGAUCCAAUCCAGUACGGCAUACGAAGUCUCCAUCCGUCACUCCUCAAUCCCCAAGAAAGCCCUCCACCAGCAAAGCAAGCCCAGCCACAACCGAAGAGACUAAGCCUCAACCCCGGCCUGCUGUACCCCGCGGACCUCCAACGGAGUAUCGUCUUCAGGUUCGCCUGUUCGACGGCCGAUCUAUCCGCUCCAGCUUCACACCAACCCAAACGAUACGCAAUGACGUCCGCCCAUGGCUAGACCAGCAGAUGACCGAUGACAGACGACCAUACAACCUGAAACAUGUUCUUACCCCUUUACCUAGUCGUACACUAUCCACAAGUGAAGAGUCCCAAGCUCUUCGAGACCUGGGUCUCGGCUCAACCGCCAAUCUGGUCAUGAUCCCCGUCGCUUCUUACACCGAGGCGUAUGCAUCAGCUGCCACCAGCUUGCCCACGCGUGGUCUCUCGGCAGUCUACGGCGUGGUCACUUCGGCAGCUAGUAUCGCGACAAAUCUCGUUGGUUCAUUCCUUGGCUAUGCAUCCAGUGCGACGGAAAGCAGCACACAGGCCCCGUCGGCUAGCACCGCCCCGGUCGAAAAUGCGCAACGACCUCGAACUGGGGGACCGAAUAUUCGCACAUUGCAUGAUCAACAAGGCGGUCGUGAUGAUAGUCAGUUUUACAACGGGAAUCAGUUGAAUUUCGAGCCGCGAGCUUCGGAGCGCAAGAAUGAUUGA